UACAGCCCAUCCAUAACCUAGGUUUGUUUCCUUCUGCGGCCGCUCCACUAGAAAGCUGCUCUGAUCAUCGUCGGCAGCUGGUGGCAGUGAGAAGAAAAUCACAAGCUCCGUACUUUGAUGCGAUUUCUUAUGAUCCCUUUUAGAAUUCUCCCUGGGCUUGGCCGACGGGCGCUGCCAGCACUGUUGGGUUUCAGGUCAUACUCAGUGGACACGGCGGAGUACGCGCGGAGAAACUAUGCUAGCAACAUCUCUGAAUACAACACCGUUAUCGGAUCUCUUAUCGCCCAGAGGAGGGGAAACUUGCUUAGAGAUGUAUAUGAUGACAUGAUGCUCGAUGCUGUCCAGCCGCUGAGGGACACCUUCCACUUGCUCAUAGUUGGAGCAAUGAAGGGAAAUCGCCUACAGGACGCCUUUUUCUUCCGAGAUGAGAUGAAAUCCAUGGGGCUGCCGCCAGAUGUUAACCUCUACAAUUUCUUGAUAUCCGCAUGUGGUAGAAGCAAGAAUUCUGCCACAGCCAUCAAGCUUUUGGAGGAGAUGAAGAAACAUGGGGUAAAACUUAAAGGGGAGACUUACAUUUGCCUGCUCAAUGCCUGUGCAGCAACGGGGCGAACGGAUCUAGUUUAUGCAAUUGUUCGCGACAUGACUGCUGCUGGUCUGGGCUUGAACAAAUUCUGCUAUGCUGGACUUAUAACAGCUUUUAAAAACAAGCUUCCCACUACAGAUGAGACUACAUCAAAAAUCAUCGAGUUCGUCAAACAGUCAAAGGGGUGGUCUUCUAUUGAGACAUCAAGUGAUGGUGGAGAAAAUGUGAUGAUGAAUGUGUCGGAGGAAGAGCUAUACAACAUUCCCACUGCAGAAUAUGUGCAUAGAAGGGGUUUUUUGAAUAGGCAGCUAACAGUCUAUCAUGUUGCAUUGCAUGCAUGUGCAGAUUUGAAGAGUAAAGAGACGAUGGAAACAAUUCUUAACAUGCUUACAGAGGAUGGACUUGCUUAUGAUUUAUUUAUUGUCAUGCAAGCAAUCAGGUGUUAUUGUCUUUGUGGGGAAAUUGAUUCUGCUGUGAAAAUGUUUGAAGAUUGCACAAACUCGAGAGCACCUGCAGCUGAGUUGUACGUA
Molecule: messenger RNA, 1113 nt
Organism: Phalaenopsis equestris
Lineage: Eukaryota; Viridiplantae; Streptophyta; Magnoliopsida; Asparagales; Orchidaceae
Product: pentatricopeptide repeat-containing protein At4g35850, mitochondrial
Cellular component (GO): mitochondrion
Molecular function (GO): protein binding
Source: RefSeq, a predicted model, not a curated record